GAUUUGUCUGAUCAUCCAGUGAACUUUAACAUUUUGCUUCAUACGGCAAUGAAAUUAAUUCGUAUCUCAUCAUUUAUCAUGCUGGCCAAAUUAUAUUUACUAUUAUUAUUCUCUUUGGUGAAUUCGGAUAAGAAUGUUAUUUUAAAUAACAAUCCGUCUGAUUUUUAUCAACAAUUAAAUGCUUGGCCAGAUUUUCAGUUGGCAGCAUUCACUGAUUUAAAUGCUGAUCGUCGAAUGGAUAUUAUAUUUGCCAAUGGUGAUGGUUCAAAAUUAUUUGCUGUUCUACAAUCUGAUAAUAAAGGUUUUCAAUCCACUUCAUCAAUACUAUCUAGUGUGAAAUUUUCUCCACCUGUUGAAGUAAUUGGUAGUGUUUUACCUAAACCUGUCCGUGGUGUUGCUACUUCUGAUUUUAAUGGAGAUUCUCGGAUUGAUCUUUUAUUAGUCACCGGUAGUUCAGACGGAGGACCAUUUGAUGUCUAUGUAGCUUAUGGCUUAAGUGGUGAAAAUCGUGGGAAAUUCGGUAGGUCAACAGUGAUAUCUAUUUUGUGUUAUGAGAUCAUAUAUUUUUAUGAUUUCUAAUUCUUACACAAAUCAGCUUUAUAGCGACUCACGAAAAUACAAGUUAAAUCAAUAGACAAUAAAUCGUGUUUGUGGAGGUUUGCGUUGAUAAUUCAGUUCAACUGCUCAUAUUGACAGAUUUUAAACAUGGCAUUUGAAAGAAGAGGGAAUAUAUGGGUUACUAGUGCUUGAACUUUGAUUUUUUUUAAGCAUUCCUCGGUUUCGAUGGAACAGCGCAGGGAGCAAUGCCAGAACUAGAUAUUUAGGUCUGACAGAUUCACCCAUAUUUUUGGAUACUUUUACUUCUCAACCAUUAGUAUGCGAUUUAGAUUCUGAUAUGGUUGCUGAUGUAUACGGUGAAGUGUCAGGACAUCGAGUAGCAUAUAUAGGCGGAAAUAAGCUUACGAAAUUAUCUGCUACCUAUUCUGGCCCUUCAUGGUCUCGACUUGGUUAUUCAGCUUUCGGGGAUGUUAACGGAGAUGGUGUUCCUGAUAUUGUAAUCCUUGUGGAUAAUGAGAAUAGACAACAAUUACAGGUGAUACUACGUACUCAAUCAUCAAUUGGUUCUUUGCCUGAUGUAACUAAUGGUGAAUUAAUUGAUCUUGAUCCUAAGUUAUUAAGUACUCCACAAUCUGUUUUGGGAUUAUUCGUGUUGAAUGAUUUCGACUAUGAUGGUUUAAUUGAUUUACUCCUACCUGUAUGCAGAGACGCUAAAUGUUUGGAUACCAGUAGUAUAAACAUGUAUUCUUUCAGAGAUCGAAAGUGGUCCCCUGUUAAUGUAAUAUGGGAGCCUUCAAAUGUUAAAGAAAAUACCAUGCGAUGGUCUUUAACAUCCACUCCACAAAUAAGAUCUGGUUUAUUGACUAGUUCAUUAAUUGGUCCAGCAGUCGGUGAUGUCAAUAUGGAUGGGAAACCUGAUUUAGGUUUAGGUGUUACAAGUUGGUCAGAAAAUGGUCAAAAUAUGGGUGUUUAUCCUGGAGUGUUCGUUAAUAAAGGAUUAAAUUCUAAUGGAAUUCUCACUUUUCAACUUACUCUAGUUCCGGGUGUUCAGUUGCCACCAGACAAUAGUAGACUACGUCAGUUGGCAUUUUUUGAUCAAUCUGAUGAUAGUAUUUUGGAUUUCUUCAUCGUUUCCCUAAAUUCCCAUGAUCAACCAUCAGCUCAAUUAUUCCUUAGUACUGUGGAUGCUGAUCCAUACUUCUUAAAGGUUACUGUUCUUAACGGACUUUGUUCAUCUGCGGAUUCAUGUUCAGAUGGUAAAUUACCUUAUGGUCUUACGGUACCUGGAAUAAGUUCAAAACUCAACACUGAAGCUGCUGCUGGAGGUCGUCAUCUUUCUGCUGCACUUUUAAGUUCUCAAAGUUGUUGUAGUGCUCUUCAAGUACCGUUUGCAAUAUUUGGUUUGGGUCAAUUUGCCAAUUAUGUUGAAAAAUUGACAAUCUCUAUACCACCAUCAAAAGAACUUAUUCGAUCACGUUUACUAUCGUUUAUUGUUCCAAAAGCUCAAAUUGUUAUUAAUCCGUAUCCAUUAGAUAAUCCUUCUGCAUGGACUAUGAGAUUGUUUCUUCAACCAUUAUAUAAUAUGAAAGUACUAUAUAUAGCUAUAACACUACUAUGUAUUUGUAUUCUACUCGUAAUUAUUAUUGGUAUUCUUCAAUGGUUUGAAUUUCGUGAAGAUCGUUUAGAAAAACAAAAAGAAUCUCAACGUUUUCAUUUUGAUGCAAUGUGAAAAACAAAAAACAAAACAUGAAAAGAGCGUCCGUACAUGUAUGUGUAUGUAAGAAUGAAAAUUAAUACUUGAUAGUAACAAAAACAUACACUUUGAAUGAUGUGUUUCUUACUUAUAUCAAUUUAUUUUUAUUCAGCCUCUUCUUGUUUGGAGUAUUUAUAUGGCUGUGAGUGUACAGGAGAGAGAGACAGAAUUGAUCGAGUGGAGUGUACCUUAUUUAUUGUCUAACAAAGUAACUGUGAUCCAUGUCUUUCCUAAUUUUUUUUCUGUUUCAAAUGUUAUUAAUCUUAUUAUUAAUCUUUCUUUUUUCUCCGUGCAUAUUUUGCACCAUGACUUUAAGGUUUUUGUUACGUAUCCUACAUUCUGUUUAUACAGAUAUCUACGACGGUAUAUAUAUAUAUAUAUAUUCUGAGUUCUUAAAAUUGAAUUUAUUAAUGUUUGAUUCAGUGAAGUCAUCUAUUUGUUUUUUAUUCGUCUGAAUGAAAUGUUUAAUUGGCAAUAAAAACAUUCACAGAUUGCUUAAAUAAAAUUGACGUUUUAUUUUGUAUUUUCGGUACUAAUGAAUUUUUAUCUAGUUUUGUUGUUGUUUUAUCCUUAUCAAAGAUUCACUUUUUGACGUUUCUAAAUAAUUAUAAUAAAAAUAAAAAAAUAAGUUUCAUAACAUUGUAAGUAAGUAGUGUUUUGCUUCUCCAUUAUUUCGCGUUCUUAAAAUUAUUUAUCGACACGGGGCUAUUCUGUUCUUUACAAUAACUGCUACCUUGACGUGGUGGUGGAGCUUGCCUGUCGUAAUGACUCAACUUAGUUGUAUUGUAUUUAUUUAUUUAAACACAUAUA
Schistosoma rodhaini is the source of this 3121-nucleotide messenger RNA. Lineage: Eukaryota; Metazoa; Platyhelminthes; Trematoda; Strigeidida; Schistosomatidae. The record is from the annotation of a GenBank genome assembly.